AUGAACCAGCAGCAGCAGCAGCAGCAGUCGCCGCAGCAGUCGCAACCCCAGUUCCAAACUGGCACCCCGCGACGCACUGGUACCUACAGCUCCCAGCACGACGAAUUGCACAUGCCAGCGGGCAUGAUCCAGCACGGCCAGCCUUCACCCCGCGAAUACUCAUCAUCCUCUGCUGCCCCCGCCGCACCCCAUAUCAAGCUGGAGCAGUCCUCCCCAAGCACCCACCCCCACGCGCCGCCUUACCAGAGCACAUCGUCGGUGCCCAACGUCUUGCAACCAGGUGGUGCAGGCGGUCGACCUCCCGCCAUCUCUGCCAACACUGCUCCCAGUAUGUCUGCCAUGCAGCCUCAGCAGCAGCAAGACUAUCAGACGCCUUCCAAGCCUCCCAGCUUGAGCCUGUCCCACAGCUACUCGCGCUCUUCGCCUGCUGCCGGAUACGAAGGUGCCUCGUCCUUUGCGCCCUACACGCCAACCACCCCCAGUGGUUCGGGAUCCCAGUUCAUGUCUCCGUCAGACCAAAAGUACAAUGCGCCCGGCUCCCAGCGAAACAUUUCGAACACGCCCUUGGGCUUGGCCGAUAUUCGACCCCGCGCCGACUCGAGCAUGUCCGAUGGCGUGCCCGGUAGCGCUGCAUAUGAGCUUGCCAACGCCCAGCCUGGCACGAGCAACUACCUCGCUCCUUGGGCCCUGUAUGCCUUCGACUGGUGCAAGUGGCCUCCCCAAGGCAACGGCGCCGGGAAGCUUGCUGUUGGCAGCUACCUAGAAGAUGGACACAACUACAUCCAAAUCCUCGAUACCCAAAUGGUCCCGACGCCCAACGAUGUCUACCAGCCGGGCACCCCAAAGAUCAACCUCGAAUUCCAAAAAGUCGCCGAGGCCACACAUUCCUACCCUGUGACGCGCUUGCUCUGGGAACCGCCUUCUUCGCAGAAGCAGUCUACUGACCUGCUUGCGACGUCCGGCGACCACCUUCGCCUGUGGUCUCUGCCCUCCGAGAGCCCUUCCUCCCAGAACAACUCCAUUACCAACCGAGCCAGAGACCCUGCCGUCACAAAACUUACGCCUCUCGCGCUUCUGUCCAACUCCAAGACCCCCGAUCAUACCGCGCCGCUUACCUCGCUUGACUGGAAUACUGUUUCUCCCAGCUUGAUAAUCACGUCCAGUAUCGAUACCACCUGCACAAUUUGGGACAUUCCGUCGCUGACGGCCAAGACACAACUGAUCGCCCACGAUAAGGAGGUCUACGAUGUCCGCUUCUGCGCCAACAGUGUUGACGUAUUCGUGAGCUGUGGACAAGACGGUAGUGUCCGCAUGUUCGAUUUGCGCAGUCUGGAGCACAGCACCAUCAUCUAUGAGCCCACUGGAAAGGAUGAGCGAGAUGCCAAUGGUGGACGAAUCAGCCCUACGCUUGCGCAGCAGACCAUGUCGAACCCUCCGCCCUUGUUGAGACUAGCAACCUCUCCCCACGAUACACAUUUGCUGGCCACAUUUGCGCAAGACUCGAACGUGAUUCGUAUCCUUGAUGUGAGACAUCCUGGACAGGCUCUUCUCGAACUCCGGGGCCAUGGAGGGUCCCUUAACUCCAUUGAAUGGUCGCCUACGAGGCGCGGCGUUCUGGCUUCCGGAGCCGACGACUGCCAGGUGCUUCUUUGGGAUGUGUACAAUAACAAUCCUGCUCUUAGUGGUGGUCCUCCUGCCAACGGUGCUGCCCAGCCAGACCACACGAGAAGCCCGUAUGCUAGCUGGCAGUGCGAUUAUGAAGUUGGCAACCUUGCUUGGGUGCCUCAUCUUUCCACCGACCAGGGAGAGUGGUUAGGAGUCAGCGCCGGCCGGGGCCUUUGGGGUGUCAAGACAUGUGGACGAACCGGCGCCUGA
This is a messenger RNA of Colletotrichum phormii, 1875 nucleotides long. Its product is annotated as WD40-repeat-containing domain protein. Gene Ontology annotation, cellular component: nucleus. Gene Ontology annotation, molecular function: protein binding. Bases 1 to 1875 code for a protein of 624 amino acids. NCBI's taxonomy places the organism in Eukaryota, Fungi, Ascomycota, Sordariomycetes, Glomerellales, Glomerellaceae. The transcript is spliced from 3 exons. The record is from RefSeq and is a predicted model, not a curated record.